AUGAAGUUUAUUCUUACCUCAGCGUUGCUUGUAUCCUCCGUCUUUGCCUCGGUGGUUCCAAGGGACAACAAGAAGAUUGACUACAGUGGAUUCAAGCUUCUUCGCCUGGAGAACAUCAAGGGUCUUGAAGCUAAAAUUGAGGAGCUAUCGGCCCACGUUCUGAACCCUGGAAAGUCCGCUCAGCUCGACGUCGUUGUGUCGCCUGAUCAUAUCGAUGCGAUAAACUCGCUGGCAGAGAGCAAAGUCAUUAACGAUGAUGUGGGUGCCAGUCUGGCUGAAGAGGGCGAGAUGGGAGUGUACGCUGUGCCAAGCGAGAGCUGGUUUACCGCAUACCACUCGUAUACAGAUCACAUUACGUUUCUGCGCGAUCUCCAGGCUGGUUACACUGGCAACUCAGAAAUUGUGACCUCAGGUUCUUCGGUGCAGGGUCGUGUCAUCACCGGUAUUCACAUUUGGGGUUCUGGCGGCAAAGGAUCGAAGCCCGCAGUGCUCAUCCAUGGCACAGUUCAUGCUCGCGAGUGGAUCACUACGAUGACCACCGAGUACUUUGCGUGGCAGCUGCUCACCAAGUACGCAUCAGACGCGAACAUAAAAGCGGUUGUCGAUAAAUUUGACUUCUACAUCAUGCCGAUCGUGAACCCAGACGGUUUCGUCUACACUCAGACAACAGACCGCCUCUGGCGUAAAAACCGCAAGACAAUUAGCGGGAACAGUUGCGUCGGCACUGACAUCAAUCGCAACUGGCCUUACAAGUGGGAGCUCACCAACGGUGCCAGUACCAACCCGUGUGCCGAGACCUACAAAGGCCAGGCCGCGGGAGAUACCCCUGAGAACCGCGGUCUUGUCGCACAGGUUCAAUCUCUGAAGAACUCGCGUGGCAUCCGAUUGUACAUUGAUGUGCACUCCUAUGGACAAUACAUUCUUUGGCCAUAUGGUUACGACUGCAGUCUUCGUGCCGAGAACGACGCCCAGCACCGUACUUUGGCAACAAACGCCGCAUCUGCUAUUCGUGCUGUCUCAGGUACUGCUUACACUAUCGGUCCUAGCUGCUCGACUUUGUAUGCCACCACUGGAUCCUCCACUGAUUACACUGACGUGACUGGUAAUGCAACCUACUCCUACACCUACGAGCUUCGCGACAAAUGCACGUACGGUUUUGCUCUGCCCGCAAACCAGAUUCAGCCCACCGUUAGGGAGACAUGGGCUGGGGUUUUGAGCAUGUUCAGGGCUGCUUGA
Molecule: messenger RNA, 1236 nt
Organism: Ascochyta rabiei
Lineage: Eukaryota; Fungi; Ascomycota; Dothideomycetes; Pleosporales; Didymellaceae
Exons: 3
Coding region: 1-1236 (411 amino acids)
Biological process (GO): proteolysis
Molecular function (GO): metallocarboxypeptidase activity; zinc ion binding
Source: RefSeq, a predicted model, not a curated record